GGAAACAGGGUGGGCAGAGGAGUGGGGACUACCUGGAUCUGCCUAAUGCUGGGGCAGCUAGGGCUCAACACUUUCCCUUCCUUCUCUGUCAGACCACCAUCAUGGGAGAGUGACAGAGCUUGGAAAUUGGACAAUCAGCAGCGCAGGCACUGUGAUGCUGGAAUAUGCCUUUGCCCAGGAGGCAGGGAGCAGGCAGAGGAAGAGGGGCCUUGGGAACUGCUCCUGUGCUUCUCCUGUGCUGCCGAGGGCACCCACCGGGGCUGCUCCUGCAUGAGGACCAUCUCAACCCACUGGGAAUGCAAUGACUGUGCUGGCCAGGGCACAGCCUCCCAUGACAAUUCAGAGGUCGACAAUCCCUGCACUGCCAGUCCUGCAGUGCCAGAGCUGUCCCCCAGCACUGUGGUGGUUGAGAUGGACAGACGCUCCCAGUCAGGGCCAAUCCGUAUGCGGCACAUCCUGCGGCAACAACGGCGGGCACGAGAACCAUACCACCAGCCUGAAAAAUACCGCAGGACCAGCCUUCGCCAGUCUAGACUGCUGAGACCAGCAGCCCCAGCACUGCCAGUCAGGUGGUGUCAUGCCUGUCCCAAGGCAUCUGGGUGGUCAAGAGGGAGAGAUGUUCCCAGCCUGGACCCAUCUGGAUCCAGCAUGCCCAAUGGCAACAACAGCAGAAGUAAAAACCCUACAGCCAGCCUGGAGCAAACUGCUGAUUGGUCCUGCUCCAGCCUCAAAUGCUGUUCCCAUCACCCAUCACAAUAAAAUUGUCUGUUCUUCUGCA
Molecule: messenger RNA, 778 nt
Organism: Pseudopipra pipra
Lineage: Eukaryota; Metazoa; Chordata; Aves; Passeriformes; Pipridae
Exons: 3
Coding region: 46-759 (237 amino acids)
Cellular component (GO): nucleus
Source: RefSeq, a predicted model, not a curated record